UUUCCACUUCUUCCUCCUCCCCCCCACCCUCACACACACGGAGACCUCCCACCUCGCCGGACGAGAGCAGCAGCAGCCGCUGCCGACGCUCCCGCUCGGGGGGCAGAAUCUUGCGCCGUCUCCGGAUUCGUCCGGGUACUGUGGUUUGACUUGUUGGGCGAGAAAAAGAAAAGGGGGCGUGUUCUUUGGCUUGAUCAGCGGUGGAGGAGGAGGAGGAGGAGGAGGAGGAGGAGGGGGUGGAGUGGAGGGAUGUGGCUGAUGGAGGCGGGGUUGUGAGGAGAGGGGGAUGGGGAGCUGCGCGGGGGCGGACAGCGAGUGGCCCGGCGGCGUGACGGGCCCGGACGCGGAGGUCGGGGCGCUCGUGUGGGUCCGCCGCCGCAACGGAUCCUGGUGGCCCGGGCGGAUCCUCGGCGGCGGCGAGCUCCCCGAGAACUGCGUCGUCCCGCCGCGCUCCUCCGGCACGCCCAUCAAGCUCCUCGGCCGCCCCGACGGCAGCAUCGACUGGUAUAAUCUUGAGAAGUCUAAGCGUGUGAAGCCAUUCCGAUGUGGAGAGUAUGAGGAGUGUAUAGAAAAAGCAAAGGCUCAAGCUCGUCUGCAUAAGAGGGCAUACAAUGAAGGGAAGUAUGUCCGCAGAGAAGAUGCUAUUAUGCAUGCUCUUGAACUUGAAAGGGCUCGCUUUCCAAAUGAAUAUGAUACUGAUGAGCAUGUUACUAGCAGUCCAGUAUUUGAAUCCCAAAACAGCUAUUGUGCAAAAUCUAAAAAUAUAAAUGGGCUCAAUAAAAGAUCAUCUCGCGCUGCAAAGGAUCUGUGUGAUAUUGAAGAGGAGUCAGCCAAAGGUUUGUCUGAGGCCUUAACAUUGUAUAAACAGCCACAAAAUGUGUCCUCUUCAAGCACUAGGUAUGCUUCAUCAUCAAGGAAGAAACAGAAGGCAUCAAAUGAUUUUGAGGAUGAAACAGUUCAAGGAUCCCGACGCAUGAGAGACCUUAGGGAGAUUGGAUCAACAAAGAAUCCCAAACAUAGUUCAUACGUCCUAAAUGGGCACUGUGAUCUACCACUUCUUGAAAGUGCAAGCUUUGGUUAUAGCUUGUCUGGUACCAACGGGAUAAAAGUUGAUCAGAAGUCUCAUUCGUCAACAAAAAGGAAACGCUCCAAUAUUGGCCAAGCUUAUGAAAAUUCAAGGAAGAAAGAUAGGCGUCGCCCUUUGUCGAAGUUAUGUAAAGAUUCAGCAGUAGCAGUUCCAGCAUAUAGUCACUGGGACCCUUCAGGGCAUUCUUCUGAACAGUUCUCAGGAGGCAAAAUGUCCAAUCCUUUUGAAUCAACUAGGGGGAAAUUUGGUUUUCCAGUGGAUGUGAAUAAUUAUAGCUCAGGAGCUUCAAGUGUGGAGACUUUAUUAGAUGCAUCAUGCACAAAUCAUAAUGCUGCUGCCAAGGCAAUUUCAGUUAAGGAUGCAGAAGUCUCAUGCAUUCCUGGGUUUCUCAAUGAUGAUUGUUCUGAUGGUGAUGAACUUUUCGAUGCUCCCCUUGUUAUGGAAGAAGAUGAUUUCCCGGAAGAAGGACAUCUGCAUAAAUAUGAAUCGUGUGUAUCACUAAAGGGACAGAUCUCAAAACCCAGGAAGCAAACUGCUGAAUAUAGUGAAGUGGGCAUACCUUCACCUCAUGAUCACAGAAGUUCUAAGAAGAAAAGCAUAAGCUCUGUUCAUUUGAGAACACAAGAAAACAAGGGCAGUAAUUUGUUGGCGCAACAUGGCAGAACAACAAAAAGGCAAGCAUUAGACAGCGAUGCUGUUAGGGUGGAUGCCAGGGUUGCGAGUGCUUUCUGUAAGCCCCCUGAACUUGAGAACGAUAUGCAACUUGCGAUAGUUCCUGCUGAUGGUUGUGCCGGUACUUUGGAGCAACAAUAUUAUGGAAGUCGACCCGAGCAUGAUGAAUCAUCUGAAACUAUAAGCAACCGCUCACAGUCAGAAAAGGGUGCACCAUCUUCCCCAUAUUAUGGGCUGCCACUUCAAGUAAUACCACCUGAACAGAAACCUGGCCUGGAACCUUCUAGUCCCCAUUUAGUAAAGCCAAUCAAGAGUCAGUGGACAGAGUUUAAGCUAUAUGAAGUAGAAUUGGCCGUUCAAGGAAGCUACAAGGGCCACCGUGUGCCUCUUGUCUCUCUCAUGAGUAAAUGGAAUGGUAAACCAAUUGUCGGUUACCCUGUACCAGUGGAGGUUUUGGAAGAUAGUUCUAGGGCAAGCCAAGAUGAUCUGCACCCUGCAACUAGCAGUCUUAACCACUUGCUGAAGAGGAGCGAACCUACAGAACCACGGCAAGCAAGAUCGUCGCAUUCAUCAAGAUCUGCAUCAAGACCGAAACCGAGUGGUAAGAAAAAGAUUUCGGACCAUGAUAUGGACAAGUCGUGGCGGCCACACACAAAGAAAUCAGCCUCUUCACCAAGGAAAAUGCGGAGGCUCUCAUCUUUCGCCAGCAGUCGAAGAGACAGUACAAGCAGGAAGCCCGUAGUUGGGAAAAUCGGUGGACCUACUAUCGCGUGCAUUCCGCUCCGACUUGUUUUCAGUAGGAUCAAUGAAGCUUUGAGUUUUCCAGUGAGACCAGAAAACCCUACAUGAGGUGGGCUACCCUGCCAGGCCUGCGCUUGGUGAUAGAUAGCCUGUGAGAAGACAGACAUAUGAGUUUUGCAUGUACAUUAGCUGCCUUAUAAUUCUUGAAAUAUUAAAGCUUGCCAUGUUCAUAUCAGUUAUAUGUGCUUGUAACCGUAACUGCUAUAGGCAAAAUGGCUACUCAUCCACCUUAGUUUCAGGUGAAAAAUCCCAUAGUGGGGAGGAAAAAUAAACACCAUGUUGCAUCUGAUCAUGCUCUCGUGGAAAGGGUAAGGCGGCCUCGGUAUUCUUUUGGCUCGUUUUGUGAAGAUGCUGCAGGUUUGUUGCUGUAUGAGAUGCAACAAGCUCUGAAACUUUGGAGCUUUCAAGUGUGAACAUCUAUUGAUUCCAACCAUAGAUAUGGGAUCAAUCGGGAUCCUCUUAUACAUUUGGCUCAAGCUCAAUGUCAACGAUGUUUUUUGUUCUGAAUUCCAAACUGAAUGGUGAUUCUCCCUCGUGCUGUCCAAACCUCUUAGUUUCAAUUAUUUUAAGCGAAAAAAUGAUGAUGU
Molecule: messenger RNA, 3147 nt
Organism: Oryza brachyantha (malo sina)
Lineage: Eukaryota; Viridiplantae; Streptophyta; Magnoliopsida; Poales; Poaceae
Exons: 3
Coding region: 287-2608 (773 amino acids)
Source: RefSeq, a predicted model, not a curated record